Paramuricea clavata is the source of this 11113-nucleotide messenger RNA. The record is from the annotation of a GenBank genome assembly. Lineage: Eukaryota; Metazoa; Cnidaria; Anthozoa; Malacalcyonacea; Plexauridae.
AUGGAUCAUGCUAAUAAAGUCAUUACAAUUUGAAUUUAUUGCUGAUUAUGCUGAAAAAUUAAAAAUGACGGCCGUAAAUAUUGUAAAUAUUGAAAUAUUUCGGUCGUUUCGGCAGUUUUUCAGCAUAAUCAGCAAUAUGAUAAUUACUUCCCAUCACCCCCUGCAUGCAUAAAUUAAACGCUGGAAUUGCCUAUUGAUGUUCAUGGUAACUGAUUUCAAAUGACUAAAAGUCAUGUAAUACAGUAAUAAUUAUCCCAUGCAACCGUUUGGAAGGUAAAAUUUUUACGGAGGAUGAAAUCCCUAAAGGAAAGGGGAAAUUUCUAAAGGAGGGGGGGGGGUGAAAUUCCUGGGACACCGCCACACCGGUAUAGUAACCAUACCACCAUACCAACCUCGUCCUUAACAAGAGGGAAGAGCCUGGGAACGAGGUUGUAACCAUACCUCCUCCGAGUGCUUAUAAAGAAGAGCACGGAAAUUCUUGACACAAUACACGCGGUUUUAAGUCACAUAGUUGACAAGAAAGGUCGUGGUUUAGUGAACUGGGCUGAUCAAACAAGAUCCAAUUGCUGUCGUUCAGUCGUUCCACAUUGGACCAAAAGGUAUGGUUGCAUUUUCAUGUAUUUUUCUACAAUAUUAAUGUAUCGUUUUUGAGCCCAAUUUGAGCUCAGGCUGUUGCUGGCGUUUCUCCAGCGUAGAGUUUACAUGAAAUGCACCCUAGGUGCAGUAGCGGGCAGGAAUAAAGGUCCAGACUGACAUCGGACACGAUUCGACAACGCGACGCGAUUUUUCGAUUUUCACUGACCGAAUCGCGUCGCGUUGUCGAAUCGCGUCCGGUGUGUCUGGACCUUUAGCUUCGCAGACUUCAAAACACAUGUUUUCUAGCUGAAGUAAAAAGCCUCAGCUAGGCUACUUCUGCGGUGUUCGAAUAUUUAUUAUUACGUGCAUUGUUGCUCAUUGCCAUCGUCACUAUACUUGCAAGUGAUGAACCAGGCGGGAAUCGUAAUCGUAGUAUAAAGAUUAAUGCCCAGCAUAACGUACGCAAAAGAGCCAUAUAGACAAUAAUAUAAUAUAAAAAUUUAUUUAAGAAGUACUAACGUUUCGUCUUUAACCUAAGACAUCUUCAGAGUAAAUGAAUACAGUAUGACAAUGAGUUACAAAUAUGAAUAAAUUACUAUUUACAAUAUCAAAUUACAGGAUUCAGUAUCAAUGCGAAUGUCCCUUUGAAAAUACUUGAGCUGUUUAAUUAAUUUAAUUGAGAUUACUUCGAGCCGUAUCAAUGCGGUUUUAUACGCUAGCUAGCCUCUUCCGCAGGCAAAAUAUAUUUAGCGAAUUUUAAGGAAUCAUCAUCUUUAUAGAUCCCGGUCAGAUUCAGUAAAUUCCAUAUUCCAUUCACUAACUCUUGACGAAGGACCUUCGCUAGACUUUCGCAAAGUCCCUCGCCUUUAAUACGUCCUUAUUUAUGCGAAUGAAUUUUUGAAAGUAAUAUGAUAUGCGCGGCGCAGCGGGAGAGGAGGCUCGCUCGCUCGCGUUCGUUCUUUUCUCGCGCGUGUCCCUGGAGGCUGGAGGUCGACUUGGAGCAAGUCUAGACCUUCGCUCGAAACGUCGAGUUUCUGCUUAUUUUUUAAGGUAGCAAUAUAACCACUCAGCACAGCAUAUAAAAUAACCAGUUUUUUGCCAAAGAGUUGCGUGUGCAUGGAGGAGACUGGUAUUUCCUGAAUUUCAAGAAUACAUUAUUGGCACUUGGCAGCAGAAUACAAUUGUAUUUAACGAUAUGUUUAACAGCAGUACAGCACUAGGGUCACCGGCAGGGAGGCUGUCAAAAAGUCAAAUGCAAAUUUAAUGAUUAAUUUUACGUGAACAUUCGAACGUCCCUCUUUGUUGUAAAUACACAUAUUAAAAUACAUGCUGCCUUUCGCGAAAUGCCUCAUGUAAAUGUGUCAUUGACACUUGUCGUAUGUUUCCUGUGAUAUUAUUACGGAUAUUAUUACGGAUAUUAUUACGGAUAUUAACACUAUUUACAUGUAAAAUUAUUUAUAAUAAUCGACAGAUCGGAGCUGACCACUAAUCAGCUAUUACUAUUAAUACUGUUCAAAGAAUCGAUACGCAGACUGAAAGCUAACCUUAAUCGUAGAAUUAUACUUCUAAAGAACAAACAUUUGUAUAAGAAAACACACAAAAGAAUUAGAAAAGUGCGAAAGCAAUUCAGAUUUAUUCAGAUUUAUUCUUUAGCCCUCCUCCUCCCCCCCUCCCCAAUAUUGAUUUACUUCCGACGGCCUUGACUAAUGAACUUACUUACAUAGACAUAGUACUUCUUUGUAUAGUACAUAUAAUAUGUAGUAAUUUCGUGCCUAAAAUCUAGUCGAAACGUUUUCAAAAUGUUAAUCGGAAUGACUGUUGUUUUGUAUUUCAACAAACGAGUUAGUUAAUAUUAAAACCAAUAUAAAUUUAUCCGCCGACUUUUCUACUUAGAAAAAGAGACGUCUUUGACAUCCGAGUUAUAUAUAUCUUAUAUUUUCCUGUUUCCAUUGAAGCGGAGCAUAAACAUAGUCAUAAAUCAGCCUAGACCUGCUUAUAUUUUACAUUUUUAGUGACUUUUCUGUACAGUAUAUAAUUAUAGGCAAUUUGAGCCUAGGUCUAGGAUGGUCAUAGACGAUCACUCAGGUGAAUAUAUGCUUGUGAUGUUACUCUGAGUCUCAGAGUAACAUCACAAGCAUUUAAAUUAAUUUAAUGCUGAAAGCGCUGCUGAUUAUCAGUCUUAUCAUACUGCACCAUUUCGAAAAUCCCUGCUUGGCAAGUAAUUAUUCGGUAUUCUGAUUUUUUGAUCUACGAUUUGCACACUAAAUAAUCUUUACUUUCAGAAAACUGUCCAACAUUCGACAAUGGUUUUAUUAAAUAUGCGAUAAAGCUUCAAAUUAUUUAAGAUUACCACUGUUUACUAAUCAGGAUACUAAUCAGAAUACUAAUCAGGCAGUAUCUAGAAUACUAAUCAGGCAGUAUCUAUUGUAGUCGUGUCCUCAUUAGUAUUCUUUAUAUAAAGAAUACUAAUAAGGCAGUAUAUCUAUUGAAUUUGUAGUCGUGUUUGAAGCCGUUUAAUAAACUCGCAGGUCGUGUUUUAUUAGGUCUUUAAACCUAAUAAAACACUCCUGCUCGUUUAUUAAACAGUACGUAGACUCCGGCUUGUUGCAUGUUGUAAAACAUGGACUGGACUGGACUUGUAAACUAUAGGACUGGACUUGUAAAAUAUGGACUUGUAAAACAUGGUAGAAAAUGCAUGCCAUGCAAAUAGUGGAAGUUUUUUUGUCAAAAUGUUAGUUAAAAAGCUAUUUAACAUAGAUAUGCAAAAAAGGUUAAGUAUUUUUGAAGUUUAAUUAUGUUAACUCGGUCCGAUCUAUUUCGUUAUUAGAGAGGUUAAGAUACCCCGGUUUCGGUGUACGGGUACGAGUAGUGUCAUCUUGUUUUACUGAUGUCUGUAAUUCGAUCAUACUUUUUCUGUUUUCUUGCAAUAGACAAUGAUAUAAUGCGAAAAAUGUGCACCUUAAUUACGAGUAAAGGUACAUACAUCGACGAAAAUAUUGCUAACCAAAAUCAUGCUACCCGUACACGUACACCGAAACCGAGGUAUCUUAACCUCUCUAUUGUCUGUCCAAUUCGAUCCGGGGGCAAAAUAAGGUGGGGGUGGGAGCAAGCGAGCACAGAAGAAUAAUUCGUGUAUUUUUACCUGUUUCUCUAUAUAGGUGUACAUAUAGAGAAACAUAUCAUCGAUAAUAAAUUCGCUCGAAGAUCAAGUCCAUGUUUUACAAGUCCAUAUUUUGCAACUAAAAUGGCCAUUUCGUAGGGGUCAAUAUAAAUCCUUAUUUUGUCAAUAAUAAGCAAGCAUAUGACUUCAUAGAGUAUAAGGUACAUCCAUAGAAAUAAUAUUAUUUCUAUGGGUACAUCUCACGACACAUUAGACUACGUAUGCGGGGAAAAUGAGCGAAAUCGAUUUUUUAGCUUUGGCCACGGAAAUAUUAAUAUUUUUUUAUUUUUACUGACAUUCAUUCUUAAAUACUUUUCGGUCAGCAAUCAUGAGAUGAGCGAAUAGCUUUUUGUCUUGAUUGACCAAGGAAGUAUUCGUGACGUAUUUCCCUCUUGGGAAAUACGUCACGAAUGCAAUGAUGACGUCAUUGCCACGUAAUCCAACAUAAUCGUGCGCCUUCUCACAUACUUGUACUUAUAAACAAUUUUGUAAUCAUUGAAUUUGAAUUGUUAGAAUCGUUUGACCCGUUCUAGCUAAGUGGAUACUGCUAGUGUAAAGCAGUCUUAAAUCGAGUCGUUGGUGCUGGGUACCUUGUCAACAAUUAAUAUUAGAAGUCGAAGCUGGGUGAGUUUCUUGGGUGAAAUCCCAAAUUCUGUCUCACGACGAUAUUUAACCCAUUGCGCGGCCAGCGCUCUCCUCUUGACGAGUAAAAUCUCUUUGCGUUAGAUAGGGCGCAAUGCAACUCAAUGGGUUAUCUAGACUGACUAGACACAUGGGCAGAUACAGGUAGUCUCAUUAACCUGUUGAGCGCCAGCGCUCUCCCCUUGACGUUUUCGAAAAAUUUCACAUGAUUGAUACGAUCAGAUAAACAACUGUGGAUAAACCAAAGUUGAAACACUAGACAUGUGUCUUUUUGUUGUGAGUCUUAAAAGGUAAAGGAGCUUAAUUAACAAUUUUUUAAAGGAAUAAAUGAAAAAAAUAAAUGAAGUGGUUAUUUACCCCAAAACGUCAAUUUUUACUGUACGUUUGCGCAUGACGUCACAGCCGCAAUGUUGGUGUUCCAAUUCAAAAUAAUUUUAAUUAGACUCUUUUGUCUGGAACACCAACAUGGCCGCCAUGGCUUUUGUUGAGUUGGUCCCUGGGGAAUGAGUGCAAUUAACGCUCUACAGUGUGUAUAGAAAAAAACUGAACCUUUUCAUUGUAGUAAUUUGACAGCUCUAAUUGCUUUGAAUUAAUGGUUGGGUAAGAACACAAGGUCUUGUACUCAUGGGACAAAACUCUUAAAAACUUUUAAAUUUUCUAAUUUUUAUUUCUUUGAGUUUCGUCCCAUGAGUACAAGACCUUGUGUUCUUACCCAACCAUUAAUUCAAAGCAAUUAGAGCUGUCAAAUUACUACAAUACGUUAUAGCUAAUUUGAAUUUGAAAGGUUCAGGUUUUUUUUAUACACACUGUAUAGGCGCUGCGCUUAUAUGCGGGGCCUGAUGCGAGGCAAUAGGGUACGUACGCGCUAACUCCGAGGAUCGACCUGCGAACAGGUGGCCUAAACAGCUAGUUAGGUUAUGUGCGGUUGAGGUUCCGGUUUUACUGUGUGAAACGCUGGCCAUUUCAAUCAAUGAACUAAUCAAAUUAAUUAACUGGCAAAUAGCCAAAGCUCGUUGGUUUUUGUGACCGAACCAAUAACAACUUCGAAAAAUAAAAUUGAAUUAACUCAUAUCCUUUGUACAACGAUACUACCAUACGAUACGUACAUACAUUAGUUUGUGGGGCGGUAUAUUCUUGCGGUAUAUUUAGCCUGCUACGCCGGCACGUAGGCUAGAUAUAUUUGGAAAUGUGGCCCUUCCUCCACGACAGGCCCUGACCCCUGGUGCACCAUGGUAAGGUAAGAAAUUAGUAAAUUUUAACAAAUAAUUAGUAAUAAUUUUAGCCGUUCACAAUACAGCAUUCGGCAAGUUCAUUACAGUUUUCAAGCAAAACUGUCUUUUAAGGACCUUUUCAGUAGUUUUAGACCCCGUUCACACGAUAUAUAUAUAUAUAUAUAUAUAUACGGUACCGUUUCGGUCUUACGGGCCUCAUCAGUGUAGUGCUGAUGAGCAGGAUGAAAGUAACUGCUAUCUAUAGUCACUUUUGAUGCCUCACGAAUGUGGGACAUCAAACCAUGCCAGAGCGCUCAAACUGCAAGCAGUGAGCGUGCGCAAUGCGUAAGCGGCAUGUCUCAUCCUGUAGAGCGCUCAAUAUGACCCAAAGGCCCAGCCUAGUCCCAGUCGUUCUGAAGCAAGCGCGAGAAAAAAGUAGAUGUAGUACGAGACUCGGACCUAGGUGUGACGUCACCGCUCAAGGUGCUUCAGAACGCCUAGCAGAUUUCAGUAUUUUUAAUAUGGCGGAAAAUUUAUAUGUACAAGUAACCUUUUAAUUAUAAAUACGACAAUGUUCGUUCAUCAUGUACAUGUUCGAUGUCUACAUAACCAAAUCAAACUGUAUUAAAAAUGUGCUCAACUAAAAAAAAUUAUAUACAAAUUUACGAUACCGAGUUUGAGCAAUCGUUGAUGUUAUUUAUGUACUCGCAAGUUGUGAUCAACACUAGACCAUACUGGUAUACACAACUACGCUUUCUACUUGACAGGUUUAAAUUGCUGAGGAGAUUGGAAAUAUUUGCCUGACAUGACGGUGUUGUCAAAACAUUCUUAGUCGGAGACUCGGCAUAAUUUUCAAGCUUCUAGAUAGCAUUUAAUAUGUAAGAGUUAUAAACCGAGUAGGAGGUUUAUAACUGAUAUAUUGACCCGAGGACGCGUAGCGUCCGAGGGGCAAUAUAUCAGUUAUAAACCGACUUUCGAGGUUUAUAACUAACUUAUAUCACACUUGCGGAGAUUUUCCAACAUAUUUUGUCAUUUUCAAAACAUUUUAAUGAAAAAUUCUCGCGUUUUGUCUACAAGUUUAAUCUGAUCAUUUAUUCAAGGUAUAUAAGCUAGUUAUAAACCUCGGGCGAUCAAAGAAAACCGACGCAAGUGUGAUAUAAGGCUAUAUAUUUUAGUAAACACGAGUCAUAUUUAGCCCGUUAUUCCAUUCUGACCGUAUGUUCGCGAAACGUAGCCUACUUCAUUGUUCCGACAGCAUUAGAGCAAAACUAAUGACUUAAUUAUAAAUACAAAGGAAAUUUCCAUAUAUGUAUGCUUGGUAACCAGGCCAGGGACCACUUUUUUGAAAUCAGGGACCAUUUUACCGAAAUCUGCUAGGCUCUCUCGCUGAAGCGUUCCGCACAGCACACCCAGGCAUAAAACUUGUAAGACUUAUUUAAAUAUAUCAAAGCAGCGAAUGGAGAGAGAGCCUGGGACUAGGCUGCCAAAGGCCAUAGAGCGAUAUCUAAUUACAGACGGUACCGUUUCGGCCUUAUGGGCCUCAUCAGUGUAGUGCUGAUGAGCAGGAUGAAAGUAACUCGAAUUUUAUCGCGGCAAUUGCCGUAGAGAGAGAACAAAAUGCCGUGGAUCAUUGCGGCAACGACGGCAAUUUUUUGCCGUAUAGUGUAAUUUUUAUACUACUCACUGUGCAUUACUAUUUUGAUACUUGAAUCCAGAUGUUGAUCAAAUUUAGUCUCAGUUUUCUUCGAAAAAAGAAACACUAAAGAAAUACGUAGACAUGUUUCUAGCUUGUCAAAAAUCCAAAGUAACAAUAAAAUUAAAGUUUUAUUACAGUAAUUUGAAAAUUGCCGUGGAAAUUGUCAAAAUUGCCGUAGACAGCUGUUACGUUCUACGGCAAUUUUUAACGUCAUUGCCGUCGAUUGAUUUCAGGGAAAUUCGAGGCCUGGAGCAAGCUAUACCCGCAAAUAAGAUUAGAAUAGCAAGUCUUUGUUUCCCUGAUGCCAUCUUGAGUCACGUAUUGAACCGAAAAUUGCUCCGAUUGGUGUUUACAUUGCAAUGAGAGCGUUGCAAAAACCGAUCCGAUACACAGCGCACCACUUCGAAGAGCGAACCGCCGCACCACCGGUCCGUUGCAGAAAUUGAGACGAUAACAACAUUUCAUAUGUAAACAGAAGCCCUAUCCGGUAUGGUUUUUGCGUCGGACGCAAAGUGAUCCGAUACAAUGUAAACAUAGCCUAAAUCGAUUCAAUUCAGAGCUCCUAUAGCGGUUCACAUUUACCACAGAGCUAAUUUGAUGCUUAGGAGCCUGGCAAAAUUCCCACUUAAUAACGGCAGUUUUUUCGGUAAAUUAUGAACGGCCCCUAAUUUUAAAGUAUGUUAAUUUAAAAAAUCGAUUAUAUACUACCCAUGUAGUGCCUCAGCAGUUUCUGGUGAUUCACAACAUAAACGUAUUUUCAUGUAACAAGAUAUAUUACUUAUUAAUUGGUUUGCUUAAUCAAUGAUGACCAGAGGUGACCCGAUCUUGAAUCUUUCUGUGAAUUAUAACCAGGGCCGUCCUCAGGGAAUUCUUCAAUGGGGAAGGUCAUUUCAACCGACAGUACAUGAAAAAAUUUGGGGGGGGACAAAUUAUUUUUAGCGAAAAAAAAUUUUCCGGAUUUCCAAAUUUUUCGGAACAUCAAACAAAUUUUCCAGACAUCACAAAUUUUCUCCAUUUAUCAAUAAAAUUUUUCUAAAAUUUCGGAAAUUUCUAGAAUAUUCGAAAUUUUUGUAAAUAUACCUCAUUUUUUUCCAAAUUCAUAGUUAUUUUUGUAAGUUAACUUUCUCUUGUCGUAGGAAUUGCCUGAAUUUGCGUUAAUUUACCCGAAUUUCUUCUGCAAAUCUACCUGAAUUUACUUGAAAUUGCUCAUAUGAGCAAUUAUCAGGGGGAGUGUUACACCCCCCCCCCCCACCCCCGCUCGCUACGGCCCUGCAACCGACUGACGAACAGGGCCGCCGAGAGGUUGACGGGAACCCGGGCGAGAAAAGUUUUUUCGGAGACCAACAACCUUUAUCUUGCCCUUUGCGCGAAAAUAUUUAACCCAAAUAGCAGUCCUACCGACUGAAUAGCAGUCCUGCCGACUGAAUAAAAUUUCUGGGGGGUGUCACCCCCCCCCCCCCAACCCCGUAUCUCCGGUCCUGAUUAUAACUGCACAUGAAUUUUAGAAAGAUGAGUUUCAGAAACUCGACAAGUGAGAACGACUGUCCCUUCACAAACCAAUCAAUAGAGCUGGCAUUUGGACCGGAGGUUUCUCUGUUUUUGCAUUGUCAUCUACGAGGUUAUGACCGUUAUGGACAGGGAAUCCAUGGGGAUCAUGGUAAUUAAGAUAUUAUUAUUGUUAAUAUUUUUAUCAGUACGGUUGAUUAUGCCAUAAAGAAAGUAUUAUUUGUGCAACAUGCAAAAAUAUGCAUUAUCAACGUGAAAAAUAUUUAUUGUCUUCACCACGCCUAAACAUGAACAAAAGUGUAGAACAGAGAGUUUGACAAGAAUUAAAAUGAAAAUGACAGUUUUCCUCAAUGGCUAGAUUGAACAUUAUAAUGUUCUGGAUCAAGAACUAUUUUAACGAAUGGCACCAGCAUGCAUUUAAUUUCAUAUAUUUAUUUUUACAUUAGGCUAUGUAACGCGAAAACUACAGUUUACUGCGGCUAUAUCAUCACAGGCUAUUCUUGAAAAUCAUGUUUAUAAUAUCUGUCAUUCUGUCCAUAGAGUACUAUGAUAAAUAUGGUGCUCCUGUGUACAAGGACAAUUCCUGGCAAGAGGGGUAUCAUGUCGUUGAAAAAAGAUUGGCAGAUCAUUACAAUGCCGUGGUCGAUAACAGGUUAAACUUCCCAUUGGUAGCUGGAAUGGGCGGAGGGGUCCAUAUUUACAAGGCCACACACAGUGAGGAACCUUGGAACUGGACUGGUUGGAUACCAAGACAGAAACGUUGGCUGAGUCAAGGGUGUUUUUAUAGUAACAGGUGGGCUCAGUUGAUUAUAUAUGGUCGUAAUAACUAUGACAUGCGCAUUUGCAUGGGAACAAGUUCUCUCUUUCUUAAGUUUUCUUUAAAUCUUCCGAUUGUUAUCGCUCAUAGAUGCUGUCACUUUUUUGUCUAAAAUCUGGUUGACGUUGAUUCGAUAAUAGAGUUAAAAGAAAACAGAUGUAAGGAUAUAUCGUUGCUUCCUAGCUAACAUUGUGAGAACAAGGGUAUUAUUGUUUCUCUUGGCCAGAUAUUUAAUUAUUUUUUGUGUAGAUAUUUCCUGGGCCUACGUGGAAAUGAGAUUCAGAACAAUCUCUGGGACUACCACCCUCAUGAUGAAGAAGAGGGAGAAAACGUGGAUGACUUGAUGUACAGUCAGAUUGAACCCAACGAUAGAUACAGAGGAGGAUAUUGGUUUCAAACCCAACCAUUUGGUCGAUAUCUCCAUAUCAUUUCUCUCAAAUGGCAUGAGAAUGACCCAGGGGUAAGCUUUAGAGGAGCUGGUGUUUGCAUGUAUUUGCGUAGCUCCAUUAAUUAUCGGAUUAGGCAUGAUCUAGUGCCUAAAAAUCUUGAACCUGUCUGUGUUGAAAACAUUAAGCCUCAAAGUCAGCCGUUCGUCGUAGUAACAGGUUAUAGACCUUCAAAUCCGUCAUCCGAAUUUUUUAUUGGUUUAGAAAGUCUCGUUAAAAAAAUAGAUGAUGAAAACAAAGAAAUUCACAUUCUUGGUGAUCUAAACUGUGAUUUACUUAAGACAAAUCCAGACCAAUUAACUAAAAAACUCAAAUCCAUAUGUGAACUAUAUCAAUUGUCACAAAUGAUUGAUGAAGCUACGCGCAUAACGUUAACAACAUCCACCCUUAUUGAUCAUUUUAUUACAAAUAGACCAGAGAAAAUUUCUGACUCUGGGGCAAUACAUACUGGAACUAGUGAUCAUAGUAUGAUUUUCGCAAUAAGAAAAAUAAUUUUUUCAGUAAAACGUCAUGUAAAUAUUGUUGAAAUUAGAAACAUGAAGAAAUUCAAUGAUCUAAAAUUUCUGAAGGAUUUGCAGAAUCAACCCUGGGAUCAUAUUUAUUAUUUUCCAGAUAAUCCAAAUACUAUGUGGGAGAUGUGGAGAAAAGUCUUUUUAGAGGUCCUGGAUAAGCAUGCACCACUUCAAAACAAAAAGAUAAAAUCAAAAAGUGUCCCUUGGACAAAAGCAAAAUUAAAAUGCUCAUAACCGAAAGAGAUAAAUUGAAAAGAAAAGCAAUUAUUACAAAACAAGAAUCCGAUUGGCUCAUUUAUAAAAAAGCCAGAAAUCAAACAAAUACCGAAUUAAGGAAAGCCAAAACAGACUAUUAUUCUAAAAAGAUUGCUAACCAAAAGUGCAAUCCAAAGCAGGCUUGGAAAAUAUUAAUAGUUUGAUCGGAAAAUAUUAAUAGUUUGAUCGGAAAGGGAAAGAAACCCACGAUUAUAAAUGAACUAAUUAUUAAUGAAUCUAAAUUAACAAAUCCUACAAAGAUUGCAGAAGGGUUAAAUGCAGUGCCGUAGCC